Molecule: messenger RNA, 681 nt
Organism: Cylicostephanus goldi
Lineage: Eukaryota; Metazoa; Nematoda; Chromadorea; Rhabditida; Strongylidae
Source: the annotation of a GenBank genome assembly
AUGCCUUUCCAGGUUUCCACCGAUUUGGACAGUAUGAAUCAUCUUCUGAUUCUUAGUCAUCAAAUAGUUGCCAAGUUCAAGAAAGACUGCUUGCAAUCGGGUGUAGAUUUCGGUGCUAUUCUUGCGUCGGCAGCUAGACUUUCAAUAGAAACCGAACCUACGCCAGCAUUACGCGCUCAAGAUGAGGCUGUUUACCGUAAUCUGAUCUACGUUCGGCGAGCAUUUUUACAGCUAUUCUACACAUCAGCAACAUCUGACAUGUUAUCGGAAAUUGCAGCAGGACCCUUGUUUGAUGAUCUCCAACAAGCAGCCACACAACUGGCUCUUAGCAGUGACCAGUCCUGUCAGAAGCUUGCACUCGCCACACUUAGCCGAACAUCAUCUGUAAAUACGCAGUGGUGGCAGAGAACAUUGCGAACUGCGUUGGAGGUUCCGUCGCUAUCGCACAUAAGUUCAUCGGAUGCUGGGAGCUCAGUGGUGGUGCAUGAAGUUGCUUCGACACUGCUUGCUCUUCGUCAAGCCCAUCCUGAGCAAUUCGCCGUCGAUGUGCAAUCUUUGAUGCCUGGCGAGUUGGGGCUAGAAUUGCUAUCCAUUUUAGAAAAUUACAAAUCUCGAGCAUUGGACAAGCAAUUGCUAACCAUGUAUGACAAAAUUAGGGUAGCACAACAGCAACAAUCUUAG